Messenger RNA from Mytilus trossulus (common blue mussel), 4085 nucleotides. RefSeq names its product histone-lysine N-methyltransferase SUV39H2-like. Bases 160 to 1908 code for a protein of 582 amino acids. The transcript is spliced from 6 exons. The record is from RefSeq and is a predicted model, not a curated record. NCBI's taxonomy places the organism in Eukaryota, Metazoa, Mollusca, Bivalvia, Mytilida, Mytilidae. Gene Ontology annotation, cellular component: nucleus. Gene Ontology annotation, molecular function: histone H3K9 methyltransferase activity; protein binding; zinc ion binding.
CUGUCUCCACAAACGGGAAACAUUCAAAUGCGCGCCAUUUGUUUGAUCCAGUGGUUAACUUAUCUUGGCAUCGUAAAUGGUGACAGCCGGAUAUUUUCAAACAACCAUUAAAGAUCAACAAAUUUGAAACAACUUCUAAAAAUAUCUAUAUUUUCUACCAUGGAAGAUGAGAUUAAAGACGCACAGGUGUCCUGUCUAUCAGGAAUUAUCGAUUUGCAAAGAGCGUGUCAAAAACAAAAUUUAAAACUUUCAGCCGAAACAAAUCAGUAUCUGGUAUAUUUGACACUGAAAAAAUUGGGUCCAUUCGUUGCACAAAAAUUGAUCAGCAAACUUGUUGAAAAGGGAGAAAUAAAUUGGGAAGAUGGCCACUGGGAAGUUGAACAGAUCAUUGACCACUGUGAAGAUGAGGGAGAAGAAUAUUAUCUUAUCAAAUGGAAAGACUGGAGUAAUGCACACAAUUCUUGGGAACCAAAGGCUAAUCUAGAAUGUACAGAUCUUUUGGAAGAGUUUCAUGUUAGGGGUACCAAGAGAAAGUAUGAAUAUGAUGAUAACGUCCCAAUUUCCAAGAGAAGCAGAGUAGAUGAAAUAUUUCAGAAACUUAAGCCAAUGAAAGGGAAAAUAUCCCCUCUUCAGUUGCUCUCUGUCAGUAGUCCAGUUAAAGGUGGGAAACCUAUUUUCAAAGGACUGAUUGCUACGGGUGGAAAAUACAAACCAAAAUAUAAACCUUCAGCAGGAAAACCAUUAAAUCCUAGAUCCAAAGCAUACAAACAAAAGAAAGUGGAAAUUAUAAAAGCACUCAAGGAAUGGCAAGUUCAUUUAAAUGCCAUCAGUACAGACCCUGCUGGAAUAGUUGUAGAAAACAAUAUAGAUCUUGAGGGUCCGCCAGAAAACUUUGUAUAUAUCAAUGACUAUAAGCCAAUGGAAGGAAUAAUCAUACCAAAUGAUCCCCUUGUAGGAUGUGAAUGUGACAGUUGUUUAGAUAAUAAGAAAAAAUGCUGUGUAACACAGUGUGGAUCAGAGUUUGCCUACUACAAAAACAAGAGACUAAGAGUACUCAAAGGAACACCAAUAUAUGAGUGUAAUAAACGUUGUAAAUGUGGUCCAGAGUGUCCUAAUCGUGUUGUUCAGUUAGGAAGAAAAUGCAAACUGAGCAUAUUUCGGACAAUCAAUGGUAGAGGAUGGGGUGUGAAAACUCUACAGAAGAUUAAGAAAGGGUCUUUUGUUGUUGAAUACGUAGGAGAGGUUAUAACAGAUGUGGAAGCAGAAAAACGAGGGAAAUAUUAUGAUGCUGUUGGAAGAACCUACCUCUUUGAUCUUGAUUAUAAUGAUGGAGACUGUCCAUAUACUGUUGAUGCUGGUUACUAUGGAAAUGUGUCCCACUUUAUCAAUCAUUCGUGUGAUCCUAAUUUGGAAGUAUUUGGAGUGUGGAUUAAUACGUUAGAUCCAACAUUACCAAGGAUUGCAUUGUUUUCAAGGAGAGACAUAGAGAAGGGAGAAGAAUUAACCUUUGAUUACAUGAUGACAGGAGAUACUACAAAUCAACCCCCAACACUUGAUCAAGUAGAAAAGAAUUUAGCAGCAGAGUUCCUGAAAACGCCCGUGCUACAGACUUAUCCAGACAUGCCUGAGGGUGAUGGGGAUUCAUUAGAAGUCACCCUGGAGGAGAAUGACACUUUACCAGAGUUAAAGCCUGAUGAGGUUAAGGAAACAGGAGACGCUGACAGUGUUGACAGUGCUGACAGUAAUGACAGUAAUAUACCAGAACUAUCCAUCGAGUCAGAUGAGGUCUUUGAUGAACCUCCAAAACUUGAAACACAAAAAAGUGAACUUAUUCCAAAGUCAUUGACCGAUCAAUAUAGAAUUGUUUGUCAGUGUGGUGCAAAAAAUUGUAGAAAAUAUUUGUUUUAAUUGUUGAUUGUUAUUAAUCAUUAGACAUUUGUUGUUUUAUAAUGAAUUCAGAUCAUUGUUUUAGUGUACUCACAAUUGUGUUCAGAAUGUAUAAAGAUGAAAUAUAUAUAUUUGAGAAAGACUUGAUAUUGCUCAUGUAACUCAAAAUGGCUUUGGUAUUUUAAGAGGACCUUUUUAUUUUGAUUGAGAAUUUUUAUUUCUUAAUUGAUUACUAGUCAUUGGUAUGUUAUAAUACCGCCACAUUAUAAUUGGCAUUUAAGAGAACAAAAUAAAACGACAACUUCAUAUAUUUUUUCUGAUUUUCCAAGACAAACAUGUAUAUAAAAGUAUGAUACAGAAAAUGUAUGAAAGAUUGAUUUUUAAAGAUACUGAUUGUUUUUUGCAUACGAGUGUUAUAAACUUGGACAAAUGAUAGUGAGGUUUUGGCAGCAAUUGCUUGCAGAGAAAUAAUUGCUUUACCAAAUUUUUUUUACCAAGAGGCAGCUCUAUGAAUUUAAACAUUGCAAAAUUUAUUUUGAAUUUAUAUAUAGCAGAAUGGAGUAAACUAACCUGCCCAGAUAUUGGGCAACUAUAAAUUUUUCAUAUAGCUUAUUCUAGAUGUGUUUGAGGGUACAAUAUAUGUUAAGAGUAUGUGGUAUCAAAAAGAUUGGGGGGACAAUUAUCAAAUUUCAUUGUUUUCAUUUUGUUCUGUAUGAAAUCAUCUUAAAAGUUGUAAAGUAUGGUGUCAUCUCAUAAUUUACAUUAUUUAUACUUGAAAUUUAAUUUAUUAUCAAAUUUCUCAGGACCUACUUUUUUUUUUAUUGGAAUUGAAUAAUAAUAUUGAACAUGAAACAUAGACCUGUAACAGGUCAAUAAUUGUUAAUUGUAUAUAGAAAUUGCUUGUGUAUAUAUUAAAUGAUGUUCAUACGUAUUGAAAUAUUUCCAUAUAGAAAUUGUUAAUCCAUACCUUCCUAUUCCAAUAAUAAUAUUUGAAAAAAAAAUACCUUUACAACAUCCAGUUUUAAACCAUUUAUUAUUUCUAUUUAGACUUUAUUCCUUAAAUCAUUUAAAUUGUCAAACUUUGUAAAUCAUAUAUUAUAAACACUUUUUGGGUUGACGUUAGAAAAUAUGUGAAAUAUUCUUAUCCCACUUACAAUUAAAAAAAAAAAAAAAAAACAAUCUUCUUAAACUUUUUGAUUUGUUGUAUUUUAGAGAAAACUUAUUGUAACCAAUUGAUAUAUAAAUGUGUAUUUUAACUGAAUUAUAAACAUGUUGGUGAAAAAGGUGUAAAACAGGUUUUGUAAUCUCUAGGAAUGUUAAAUGUAUUGUAUGUGAAGCCAUAUUGAUAUGUUUCUAUUAUUUAAAACCUCCAGUUUCUCAGAUAAGUGGGGUAGAAAUUACAUUGUAAAUUUUAUGGAUGAUCCCCAUCUACUUGUUAAAUUUAGAGCGACUUUUAGGUAAUUUGUAGAUAAAUAAACAUGAAAUUUAUAGCGUAUCUGUAAAAAGAAGUCCCUCAUUGAGAGUUAUUGAAUUUUGAGAUGUUAUUGUGUUGCCAAUGACGGCGUUCAACUGUGAUUAUCCCCCUAACAAUGGUAGUCAUACCCUUUUAAAAUUUUACCCACAACUUUUUCUUUAGUAUUUACAAAUAAUGGUGGAAUUUAAAUAUCCUCAAGAUUUCAAAAUACUGUCAAUUGCUUUAAUAAAGUUAUUAGAAAUAAAGUUGCUGAAUAAAAUAAGAAUUUUGGUUGUACAAUCCUGUGUUUAGCUCCCUUUUUGAAGUAUCUUGAAUAAAUUCAUUUUAUUUAAGUGAAAGAUAUUCAAACAAAGACUCUUUUUUUUUAAAGGGAGGUAACUAGAAUUUUUUUAUUUCAAAACCAAUACUAUGAAAUGAAGUUGAAUGUUUUUAACACGUGUAAUUUAUUCUAACCAAAUAAAGUUGUAGAUAGUGUAGUAUAUAUAAAUAGAAGAUUGGAUUUUAAGUUUGAUUGUAAGGAAUAGCAGUUAUGAAGGGAUUGGAUGAUCCAAUAGUGCUAUGUAGACCCCUAAACUUACAAUACAGGUAUAUCACUCUGUGAUUGUGUUUUAUUGUAGAUAAAUGUGAAUGUUAAUCCAGUUUUUAUUCUUUUUGCAUAAAAAACAUAAUGUUCACACAAAAUAUAUUGUAUUAGAUAUCAGUAAUAAAGUACUUUACUUAUGUU